CUUUUCCUGCUUCUCUGACUUAGAAGUUAUCCUCCUUGAAGAGACAUUUUCACACAGGAGACAAACAUAGCGCCACUACUGAUGUUCAGCUGCUUAUCAUCUCUGUAAUUUAGAAUAACAGACGUUUAGACGAUUGGAGAAGGAAACAUCUGCAAGUUAGUAUGAUGGCACGGUGGACAAUACUUUUGCUUUCCUUAUGCAGAGUUCUGAAUGCACAAGAGAUUGAGCUUUCUACUGUACAGAGAUGCUGUCAGGAUGGAAGGGAUCGGGCCCUUGCAGGAGAACACUGUACAUCCACCCCUCCCAUCUCAUCUCCCAACAUCUGCAACAUCACCAAGGAGCAGUGCUGCUCAGCAGCAGUAAGAGACGGACUCUGUGACAAAGGCGUCAUGAUGGCCAAGUGGCAAGAGGCCUGUGAGACGCCCUUCUUCCAAGGAGAACCCUGGGAAAUCCAAAUCUCUAAGACGUGCUGUGACUGCUGUAUGCUCGGCCGGAUGACGGCGAUCGGAGGUUCCGGCUGCAACUUCCAGGGUUUGUUGUUGAUGGAAAGGUGUUUGCACACAGCCAGAGCCUGCUGUGAAAAAACUACAACGGUAGAAAUCGGACCAAAUGAAAAUGUGAUUGAGCUUCAUAAUGUACAGAGGUGCUGUCAGCGUGGAAGGGAUCGGGCCCUUUUAGGACAAGACUGUACAUCCCUCUUCUUCUUCUCCUCAUCCUACAGUUGCAGUAUCUCCAAGGGGCAGUGCUGUUCAGCAGCAGUAUCAGAAUGGUUCUGCAAUAACGGCAUGAAGAUGGCCAAGAAGGAAGGGACCUGCCAGAGACUCUUGUUCCAAGGAGAGCCCUGGGAAACCCAAGUGUCUAAGAUGUGCUGUGACUGCUGUUUGCUCGGCCUGAUGACAGCGAGCCAGAAUUCCAGCUGUGAUUUCCAGGGUUUCUUACCUGGGAGACAGUGUUUGGACUCAGCUAAAGCCUGCUGUGAAAAAAACACAACAGUAAUCAAACCGACAACAAACGCACUAGUGACAGAAAGCCCUUGGGAGGGUUUGGACACCUGUAGAGACUUAAACUGCUCCCAGUUGUGUGAAGGUGACGCUACGUGUGCGUGCUUUGCUGGUUAUGAACUGCAAGGCGAUGGAGUGAGUUGUCAAGAUUUGAAUGAGUGUGUGGCCCGUACCAGUACGUGCCUGCCUGGACAGACUUGUGUCAACACAGUGGGCUCCUACACUUGUCUAAAGAAAACAAUAUCCUGUCGACAAGGCUAUCAUCCAAAUCCGGACGGCACGUCUUGUGAAGAUGUGGACGAGUGUCGUACAGGAGAUGUAUGUGGCGGCAACAUCUGUGUCAACCUGGUGGGAACGUACCGCUGUGAAUGCAAAAUUGGCUUCAUGUUUAACACUAUUACCACACGGUGUGAAGAUAUCAAUGAGUGCGCUCGGCAUAACGGAGGUCAUCAGUGUUCCUACAGUUGCUCCAACGUCCCAGGCAGUUUCCACUGUACCUGCCCAUCCACAGGCUACAGACUGGCACCAAAUAAACACACGUGCCAAGACAUUGAUGAAUGUGCACUAGGGACACAUAACUGUUCUUUGCAUGGAAGCUGCUUCAACAUCCUGGGAGGAUUUCGGUGUCUGUCCAUGGCAUGUCCUCAAUACUUCCAGCUAGCAGCGCACGGAAAAGAUACAUCGGCCAGUUGGAAUUGUUUUAAGGUCUGCCGUCCUCAGGAUGCCGCCUGCUAUUACUAUCCCAUCAACUUAAUAAGCUACAUCUCUGUCUCCUUGCCAACCUUCGGAGCCAUCAGUUCACCAAAAGAAAUUGCUUCCUUGCAAACAUCUGCAGCGGCUAACUAUGCUCAUCUACCCGGUGGCACAGAUGUUUUCUUUAACAUCCUGGCUGCAGACGACCAGUCCUCUUUUGAUGUGAUUAAGCGUUCCUACAGGGGCAUGUUUGUUGGUGUGGUCCGUCAGGUGAAAUCUCUCCGUGGUCCCAAAGACGUUGUGUUCCAGGUGGCUGUGAAUUAUGUCAAGUCAGGGGUUGUUUCUUAUCGCAACAUUGUCAUCAUCCGUUUCUUCAUCUCUGAGUUCUGGUUCUGAGCAAAGCAAUUGAGAGAUACAUUAGUUGUUCACCAAAUUAUAUUCAGUUCAUUUGAUGCUUGUUGAUGGUGGACGGACCAACCAACAUCGCAGGAAUUUAACAUUAUUAAUAGAACGAGGGCUCUCAUCUCCUUAUUCACUGUACCAGUGUUCAGAAUUCAGACUUUUUUGUCAUCAUGACUAAACAGUUACUGACCUGUGUAACUGUUUAAUAUUUGAUCAAUUUCGUCUACAAUGAGAGCACAUUUGACGUGCUUCAAUGGAUAAUAAAACCCUUCAUCUAUGGACUUGCUGUCAACAGUGAUUGUGUCUCAUCAACCAUACAAUCCCCUCAACCAGAGAAUACUUUACCAGGAAUGUCUGCAACACUGCCAGUCACACAGGGGGGGCAACCAUGCUGAGGUAAAUCCUGUGAUAAAGAAAUUGUUGCUUUACAUGGAAUUCCCCGAAGGUCUAUACAGUGCUUUUGCUGCAAAUAUUGCCUCAAAACUGUGUCAAAGUCUGGCUGAAUGAAUU
This is a messenger RNA of Gasterosteus aculeatus aculeatus (three-spined stickleback), 2606 nucleotides long. RefSeq names its product fibulin-1-like. Lineage: Eukaryota; Metazoa; Chordata; Actinopteri; Perciformes; Gasterosteidae. The record is from RefSeq and is a predicted model, not a curated record. Gene Ontology annotation, molecular function: calcium ion binding; peptidase activator activity. Gene Ontology annotation, biological process: extracellular matrix organization. Gene Ontology annotation, cellular component: extracellular region.